This is a messenger RNA of Cuscuta europaea, 2788 nucleotides long. The record is from the annotation of a GenBank genome assembly. NCBI's taxonomy places the organism in Eukaryota, Viridiplantae, Streptophyta, Magnoliopsida, Solanales, Convolvulaceae.
UGACCACGAAUGUCCAUCUUCUCUACUCUCUCUAAACACUAUAAAAAUCUGCUAUUCGAAAGCUUCGCCAUCAGUUUGAAGCUGCUCAUAGUCUCUGUAAUUCCUCGGACGAAUCUGAAAAUUGGAGCCACUCUAGACUAGCUCCAACUCUUUUUCCUUGCUGAGAAGAGAGAAAUAACUUUAGCCACAUUACUUUAAAGAGAAGUGCCAAAGUUUUUUUUAGGACGACCAAAAAAGGAAAGUUGACCAAGUUUUUUGCGACGGAGUUCGACAGAUUGCCACAGGCAGAACGCCAGAUUGCUGCAUGCAGUUGGUCUCCAGCCACCGUCGCAGAUGUGCACGCUGCUGCAGAUCUAGCCGUCGCUACUGCAAACCUGGCCACCACCGCUAUAGAUCUAGCCAGAUAUAGCCUCCACCGGCCACCGCUGUAGAUCCGAUUGACGCCGAUGUAGAUCCGGAUCGCUGCCACAAAUCGCUGCCAACUCCGCUGGUGCCUCCAUUGUUGGACUUUCGACCACCACUGGACUGAUCCCGCCACCAACGGAUUGUCCUAUUUAGGGGAAGGGAAAAAAAUACCUACUCCUAUUUUGGAAUAUAAACAACAAUUUAGUCCUAUUUAGGGAACUAACUACAUAUUGAUUGAAGAGGAAAAAAUGAAGGAAAAGAUGAGGUUCUUGAUUGGGAUGGUUCUGAUGUGCUCCUGGGUGGUGAUAACCCAUGCAGAUAGUAUGCUCUACAAAAAUCCUAGUAAGCCGCUGGGUGUACGAAUCAAGGACCUGAUGAAGAGGAUGACUUUGGAGGAAAAAAUUGGCCAAAUGGUUCAGAUUGAAAGACAAGUCGCUUCUUAUGAAGUCAUGAAGAGAUACUAUAUAGGUAGUCUGUUGAGUGGAGGUGGGAGUGUACCAAGGAAUGAGGCGCCUGCACAGGCUUGGGUGGACAUGGUGAAUGAUUUCCAGAAGGGGUCUAUGUCGACCCGGCUCGGGAUUCCUAUGAUCUAUGGAAUUGAUGCAAUUCAUGGUCAAAACAACGUCUACAAUGCUACCAUUUUCCCUCAUAACAUUGGUCUUGGAGCUACUAGGGAUCCUCAACUGGUCAAGAAGAUAGGAGCUGCAACUGCUCUUGAAGUAAGGGCCACUGGGAUUCAAUAUGCGUUUGCACCAUGCAUUGCGGUAUGUAGAGAUCCAAGAUGGGGUAGGUGCUACGAGAGUUACAGUGAGGAUCCGGAGGUAGUCCGGUCUAUGACUGAGAUCAUCUCUGGACUACAAGGGGAAGCACCGCCUAAUUCCCUCGGAGUCCCAUACGUUGCUGGAAAAGAAAAAGUUGCAGCUUGUGCCAAGCACUAUGUAGGUGAUGGUGGCACUGUGAAGGGCAUAGAUGAGAACAACACAGUGAUAAGCAGGCAUGGCCUCCUUAGUAUACAUAUGGGAGCCUAUUACAAUUCAAUCAUCAAGGGCGUGUCCACUGUCAUGGUUUCCUAUUCAAGCUGGAACGGCGUGAAGAUGCAUGCUAACCGUGAUUUAAUCACUGGGUAUCUCAAGGGAAGACUACGUUUCAGAGGAUUUGUUAUCUCAGACUAUAUGGGUAUCGAUGUGAUUACUCCUACCAGGCAUGAGAACUAUACAUACUCCAUUCUCCACUCUGUCAAUGCUGGAAUUGAUAUGGUUAUGGUUCCAAACAACUAUACAGAAUUCAUUGAUGGACUUACUUUUCUGGUGAAGAAUAACUUUGUGCCGAUGAGCCGAAUUGAUGAUGCGGUUGCGAGAAUUCUUAGAGUGAAGUUUAUAAUGGGUCUCUUUGAGAAUCCCUGGGCCGACUAUAGCUUGGUGAAUUAUCUUGGGUGUAAGGAGCACAGAGAGCUGGCAAGGGAAGCUGUGAGGAAAUCUCUUGUUCUCUUGAAGAACGGUGCAAAUGGAGAUGAGCCAGUUUUACCUCUUCCAAAGAAGAGAUCAAGUAUAUUGGUUGCAGGAACUCAUGCAGACGAUAUUGGCUAUCAGUGUGGUGGGUGGACAAUAACAUGGCAAGGAGUUCCUGGCAACAGUACUGUAGGUACUACAAUACUCUCGGCUAUUAGAAACACCAUUGAUCCUAAAACAGAAGUCACUUUCAAGGAAAACCCCGAUGUUGGAUUCUUGAAAUCAAAUGACUUCUCAUAUGCCAUUGUCGUAGUUGGAGAGAAAACAUAUGCCGAGGGCUACGGGGACAGCUUAAACCUGACCAUCCCUGAGCCUGGACCCACAAUCCUAACAAAUGUGUGUGCACAUGUCAAAUGUGUUGUGGUUCUCAUCACUGGACGGCCGGUUGUGAUCCAGCCAUACCUCCCACAGAUUGAUGCCCUUGUGGCUGCUUGGCUUCCCGGAACCGAAGGCCAAGGUGUUGCAGAUGUCCUCUUUGGUGAUUUUGGUUUUACUGGCAAGCUUCCGCGGACUUGGUUCAAGACAGUUGAUCAACUUCCCAUGAAUGUUGGAGAUUCACAUUAUGACCCACUCUUCCCUUAUGGCUAUGGACUUACCACAGAGCAUGUAGACGCUUAAAAGGUCCAUAUAGUUUCCAUGUAUCUGUAGCCUAUAGGGAGGGAUAUAUGCAAAAGAGAGAAAUAGAAAAGAUUUUACCGGCCUACACUUCUAUUGUCUAGCACUAGUAUAAUAAAGUUGAGCCUAACUCAUCCCAAAUAGCUCUCAAGGAGGUGGGAUUAUAACUUAUUAGAGAUUUCAUCAUCACGAAAUUUGAAUCAAGCAAUAAACUAUGCUAAUAAUGGUAACAAGAUUGAAGGAGUGUUUGCAUCUUCUUU